Molecule: messenger RNA, 992 nt
Organism: Linum tenue
Lineage: Eukaryota; Viridiplantae; Streptophyta; Magnoliopsida; Malpighiales; Linaceae
Source: the annotation of a GenBank genome assembly
CAUCUUAGGAAAUAAAAUAAGUCAGCUAUGCAAAUUCGGAUUAUAAUAUUUCUGGUUUCAUUGUGAUUGAUUGAUUGAUAGGCGUUCGCUGUUCUCUUUGGAUUUCGAUCACUCACUGACCUUUUUUACUUCCUACCUUUCACUCCAAGUCUCAAAUAAGCCUUGAAUUCUUCAUCGGAUCACCGGAAGGAAGGAAAACUCCCUAGUCAUGGAGGUCAGGCCCAAUCCCGCCACCGCCGAUAACUCCCCGCAGCACCGCCGUCAGGCGGCGGCUGGCUCCAAGGCCCCCGUCCCUCCUCCCAAUUCCGUCGACACUACCUCCGUGUCCCAAAGGUUGCAGAAGGAAUUGAUGUCACUAAUGAUGAGCGGAGGGGAUCUUGGAGUUUCGGCUUUCCCUGAAGGCGAAAGCAUCUUCACAUGGGUUGGAACGAUUGAGGGCGGGAAAGGAACUGCGUAUGAGGGCUUGUCCUACAAGCUAUCCCUGCGCUUUCCUCUCGAGUACCCGUUCAAGCCACCACAAGUGAAAUUCGAGACGAUGUGUUUUCACCCAAAUGUUGAUCAGUUUGGUAACAUAUGCCUCGACAUUCUCCAGGAUAAGUGGUCUUCAGCUUAUGACUGCAGAACGAUUCUUUUGUCGAUUCAAAGCCUAUUGGGUGAGCCCAAUCCGGAUAGCCCUCUGAACAGCUAUGCUGCAAAACUAUUGAACAACAAGGAAGAUUACAGAAAGAUGGUUCACAAGCAAUACUAUUCUGGAGAAGCAUUUGACAGCUGAUCUGCUGCAGAUGCCUGUGUUGUCAGACUGCCACGCAAACCACACGAAUGAAGCCACGACGGCGACUCGGUUCUUGAUGGUUCUGAUCACUUGCAAUGAGCAUUUUGAUUUGUGAAAAUGAUUCUGUAAUUCUUCAAAUCUAUGUGUGCCUUCCUGUCUCGUCUUUCGAUUACGUUUCCUGCAAAUUGAUUCAACAUUCUCCCCUCUUGUAAUUUUGCAC